Molecule: messenger RNA, 1200 nt
Organism: Sporisorium graminicola
Lineage: Eukaryota; Fungi; Basidiomycota; Ustilaginomycetes; Ustilaginales; Ustilaginaceae
Exons: 1
Coding region: 1-1200 (399 amino acids)
Cellular component (GO): cortical endoplasmic reticulum; cytosol; membrane
Molecular function (GO): sterol binding
Source: RefSeq, a predicted model, not a curated record
AUGGGCCUGCUGGACCAUGUCAGUGGCGCCGUCUCGGGCGCCAAGUCGCACGUCAAGCCUUCCAAGGACGACCGCCCUCCCGAGGGCGCCUCUGCCGACGACACCGAGGAGCUCGACGAAGAAUCCGGGAACAUCCUCAUGUCGCUCAUCGGUCAGUUGCGCAUAGGCAUGGAUCUCUCCAAGGUCACGCUCCCCACGUUUGUGCUCGAGCCGCGAUCCAUGCUCGAGCGCAUCACUGAUUUCAUGUCACAUCCCGACCUCAUCUUUGGUGCGGGUAAGAUCGAAUCGCCCGAGCAGCGUUUCCUUCAGGUGACACGAUACUACCUCUCGGGAUGGCACAUCAAGCCCAAGGGUGUCAAGAAGCCGUACAACCCCAUCUUGGGCGAAUUUUUCCGCUGCAGCUACAAGUACAACGAUGGCACUACGGGCUACUACAUUGCGGAGCAGGUUUCGCACCACCCACCCAUCAGCGCCUACUACUAUGUAUCGCCGGAAAAUAACUUGCUGAUCUACGGCGAGCUCAAGCCCAAGUCCAAGUUCCUGGGCAACUCGGCGGCUACCAUCAUGGGUGGCGAGAACCGCGUGGUGCUGCUCGACCGCCAAGACGACGGCGAGUAUCAGAUCUCGAUGCCCAACAUGUACGCGCGAGGCAUUCUGUUUGGUCGCAUGGUGCUCGAGCUCGGCGACACGAGCAAGAUUCGCAACGAGCACAACGACUUGAGCUGCGACGUCGAGUUCAAGACCAAGGGCUACUUCACGGGCACCUACAAUGCGAUCGGCGGCAAGGUGACCAAGUCGGGCAAGACAGUAGGCGAGAUCACGGGCAAGUGGAGCGACGCUAUGGACUACAAGGAGUCGAGCUCGGGCAAGCACGAGGAGCUGUUCAACGCGCUCACGGCAACCAUGGUGCAGAAGGAGGUGAUCCCAGAGGAUCAGCAGGAGGAGAAUGAGUCGCGCAGAUUGUGGAGCAAAGUCACUGAGGGCAUCAAGGAGAAGAACCUCGACAAGGCGACCGAGAGCAAGUCGGCGAUUGAGGAGAAGCAGCGUGCGCUCGCAAAGGAGAGGGAGGAGAGCGGGGCCGCCUGGGAACCGCGCUUCUUUGUGCAGAAGGGGGAGAAAUAUUACCCCAAGAUCGACGCACUGCCUUCGGACGACUAUCGCCCACAGGUGGUUGUAGAAUACUUCGCCAAGUCGUCCUAA